AUGACAACGGUAAAAGUACCGGAGAAACUCCAAACCUUGCGAGGGUUCAAAGUUUCGAAAAUUCUCAACGAUGGCAAGGACUCCUCGAGCUUUGGCAACGUCGUCGCGUUGUUAGGCACCUUCCCUGGAUUGAUGGAAGAAGAAGAAGAAGAAUCUGUCGUUCUGAAGCUUUCUCGACCGCCGAUACCGUUGGACGAUUUAGACCAACUCGCGGACGCGAUAACGCUUUACGAACGCAUGCCGUACUCAGGGAUGGAGUACGGGUACUACCACGGCGUCGUGAACAAUUCAUCCGAGACGUUUUUCGCCCCGUAUGUGUCCGUGGACGUCUUAUACCCCGGGUGUUUGAAAGAUGAAUCAAAAGAAGCAAAAGCGAAGCUCCUGGCGAAACAUAUAAGCCGCAACCAAGCGCAGAGACCGGUAAUCUUCCGCGAGAACCCAAAAACGUACGAAAAUGCGCAUUUGCCGUACAUCGAGGCGAUCCCGUCAAGUGCGAUAGGGUGGGUGCACAAGAUUUUGAACAAAGAGAAAGAACUCGAACGAUUGCUCUUCGACGACGACGACGUGAACGACGGGUUUCUCUUGAACACGGAUCCGAAGUGGACGACGCACCCUGACCCGAAGACGACGCCGAAAGAACAGUGGAUGAACCAUCCUUCAACGCGCGAGCUGUACUGUCUCGGAUUGUGUCACAGAAAAGACGUGCGGUCGCUGCGGGACUUAAGAGCGGCGCACCUGCCGAUGUUACGCGCCAUGGCGAAAAAGGGCAGGGAGGUGAUCAAAAACACGUACGGGCUCGCCAACGAGAGCUUGAGGAUAUUCGUGCACUACCCGCCGCAGUUUUAUCACUUUCACGUCCACUUCACGAACGUGUCUGUGGAACACGGCGUCAGCGCCGAGCGCGCGCACCUUCUCGACGACGUGAUUGAAAACAUCGAACGAGACUCUGAGCACUACGCGAAGCGCUCCAUCACGUGCCGCAUGGGCGAGAACGACGAACUGUGGAGGCGGUUCAAGGAAUUAGAUGAUAAAGCGGGGGCAGAGGCAGCGGACGACGACGCGAGAUAG
Molecule: messenger RNA, 1068 nt
Organism: Bathycoccus prasinos
Lineage: Eukaryota; Viridiplantae; Chlorophyta; Mamiellophyceae; Mamiellales; Bathycoccaceae
Exons: 1
Coding region: 1-1068 (355 amino acids)
Biological process (GO): deadenylation-dependent decapping of nuclear-transcribed mRNA
Cellular component (GO): P-body; nucleus
Molecular function (GO): RNA 7-methylguanosine cap binding; hydrolase activity
Source: RefSeq, a predicted model, not a curated record